Conger conger (European conger) is the source of this 4003-nucleotide messenger RNA. Its product is annotated as enhancer of mRNA-decapping protein 3-like. Gene Ontology annotation, molecular function: mRNA binding. NCBI's taxonomy places the organism in Eukaryota, Metazoa, Chordata, Actinopteri, Anguilliformes, Congridae. Gene Ontology annotation, biological process: deadenylation-independent decapping of nuclear-transcribed mRNA; P-body assembly. The transcript is spliced from 7 exons. The record is from RefSeq and is a predicted model, not a curated record. Bases 149 to 1555 code for a protein of 468 amino acids. Gene Ontology annotation, cellular component: P-body.
CUUCAGGAAGCGGAACGCCGGAUCUUAGGAUUCGAAAAUCUGUCAUCACAGAAAUGUAAAAUAACGUUACUAUCCGAAGAAAAAUAGCUUGUUUGGAGAAUAGCUACUUAACAUUUAAAAAAAAUUACAUUCUCACUGAAGAGACAGUAUGUCUGCUGACUGGUUGGGGAGCCUGGUGUCCAUCAAUUGUGGGGCCACACUGGGUGUGUACCAGGGAGAGGUGUCUUCGGUGGAUCAGGCCAGCCAGACAAUCUCUCUCAGACAGCCCUUCCACAAUGGGGUCAAGUGUCCUGUCCCUGAGGUCACUUUCAGUGCCAUGGACAUUAGGGAGUUGAAGAUCCUCGAGAUUCCAAAUGGCAUCUGUACAAACAGCAGCAGCCAGGGUGUUCCCGUUGACCCAGGCCCCGCCUCCUCGGGGUGUAGUGGGCGGAGCCCGGGGGCUGCAGGUAGCAGUGCCCCAAUGGCGGUGCCCCGGAAAGCAUCUGCCAACAACCGAACCCUGAACCAGGCCACGCCGAAGAAGAACGGGGUGAAGAACGGAGGAGGAGGAGGAGGAGGAGGAGGAGGUCCCAUGAAGACCAAAGAUGAUGAGUGUUUCGGGGAUGGCGUGGACCAGGGCCUGGACACGGAUUUCGACUUCGAGGGGAACCUGGCGCUCUUCGACAAGGCGGCGGUGUUCUCUCAGAUGGACAUGACGGAGCGCCGCGGCAACGGGGCGCGGUCGCGUGGAACGCCCGGGGAACGCACGCCCUCCCGAUACCGCCACGACGAGAACAUCCUGGAAGCCAAGCCCAUCGUCUAUCGGCAGAUCACCGUACCCCAGGCGGGGAACAAAGAGUACUGCACUGACUCGGGGCUGGUGGUGCCCAGCGUGUCCUAUGAGCUGCACAAGCGGCUGCUGUUGGCGGCGGAGCGGCAGGGCCUCUCUCUGGAGCGCAGGCUGGAGAUGACGGGCGUGUGCGCCAGCCAGAUGGCCCUCACCCUCCUGGGCGGGCCCAACAGGCUGACCCCGAAGAACGUGCACCAGCGGCCGGCCGUGGCCCUGCUCUGCGGCCCUCACGUGCAGGGGGCCCAGGGCAUCAGCUGCGGCCGCCACCUGGCCAACCACGAGGUGGAGGUGGUCCUCUUCCUGCCCAACUUCGUCAAGAUGCUGGAGUCCCUCACCAACGAGCUCACGCUCUUCAGCAGGACGGGCGGCAAGCAGGUGUCCAGCAUCAAAGACCUGCCCGACGGCCCAGUGGACCUGGUCAUCAACUGCCUGGACUGCCACGAGAACACCUUCCUCAGGGACCAGCCCUGGUACCGGGCGGCGGCGGACUGGGCCAACCAGAACCGGGCCCCGGUGCUCAGCAUCGACCCGCCCGUCAGCGGGCAGGAGCAGGCGGUGGAGGCCAAGUGGAGCCUCUCGCUGGGCCUGCCCCUCCCUCUGGCCGAGAGCGCCGGCCGGGUGUACCUGUGCGACAUCGGCAUUCCCAGACAGGUGUUCCAGGAAGUGGACGUCAAGUACCGCUCUCCCUUCGGCUGCAAGUUCGUCAUCCCCCUGCACUCCGCGUAGCCGGGGGUCAGGGGUCACGAGCCGGGCUUCUUCCGCGAGAGCGGGCGAGGCUGUGGACACAAACGAGCCUUAAUAUCUCCAGAGUGUGAACGUAUGAGUGUGUGGUUAUGCGCGUGGAGGGCGGGUGGGGCACAGGGAGCUCUUCUGGGGGGUGUUUAGGGGGUUACGGUGGCGUUCCUGGAGGUAGCCACCACAUCGUCUGGGGACGGAGCGCAAUCUCCCUAAUCAGAAUGUGCACUCCUUUGUGUUUCGGUUUUCCUGUUGUUCUUUUAAAUUUUCUUUGCUUUUUUUUUCCCCCCCGCCCCAUAAGUUAGCAGGUCUUGCGCUGAUAUGCCAGCCAGAGGAAGGAAAGGCUCGGAGAAAAAUAAUGUUUUGUAUAUUUAUCCUCGUUUAUUUCGCGAUAAGCCCACAGAAAUAGACCGCCCUCUAUUUAUGUGCCGUACUGUUUACAGAAUACUGAACGAGUCUCAACGCAAGCCUUCCCUUUUUUUUCUUUUUUCUUCUUCUUCUUCGUAGAUUCUGCUGUUACUCAUUAGGCGGGAGACAAAGCCAGACCUCGCCAUGUUGGCUUUUGACCGCGUGCGAAUGGACCAUGUGGAUUUUCGUUGGGAGUUAUGGUUCUUACGUUUGUGUGUUCUCUCAGGCCAGCUAUAGAAAAGUGGUUGGACAAUUCAACGAAGAAGUGUUGCAGACAUUCAAGUCUUUGCUUUCCCCUUUAAGAGAAUGGGCGCAUUAAACAGGGAUGGCACCAGCGGAUUUGCCAGGAGAGACCUGCAGUCAGAAAUUCAUUUAUUUCUACUCGCUGUUUAUUGUAGACUAUUUCUAUGAUAAUAUUUCUAUUUAUUUUUUUGUUGUCACAAAUUCUAGCUUGAGUUGCUGUGGCACAAAAGCAAAUUCCUUGGUCUUUUGUAAGACUUUCAAUCAUAUCUCAUAAAGCAUUGGUUUUAAAAAUCAAUCGUCUUUGAGGGAAAAGAUGUGUAUGUAUAAUGUGAAUAUUCAUCUUUUGUUUGUGACUGAAAACACCAUGACUCCUGGCCUAAAUGCUGUGAAAAGUAUAUACAUUUGGUACGAAGUUGCAUCUUGGCAAAUAAUUGGUUUCAUUGCAUUUAACCAUGUGAAACUAAUUGAAAGUUCAGUUUAGGGUAAAUUCCUGCUCGUAUUUCAUCAGAAGCAGUUCUUUGAUCACCGAGAACACUGUUGUCCUAAAAUCUUUAGAGAAUAUUCAGUGAAAUAUUGUCUUAUGUACAAAGUAGUGGUAUAACUCUGCAAAGUUUCUUUUUCUGGUUACAAACUUUUCAAUGAUAUUUGAGUGCAGUAUUUUUUUCUGUGGAGAGAGGGGGGGGAACUGCUGGCUUUUAAUUUUCACUGUGACGGGUGCCAAGAUAAACCCAUUUGUUUCACUGCAAAUGAAAAUGAAAAAAUAAAUGCCACUGGUAAUAUUUCGACUGAACUGUGCAACUGGACAUGUACCCUUUUUUAUUAAUGGCAUGUGCUCUAAAUGUCUGAAUUAGAUUUUGACUCCAGCAUAAAUGUAGAUUGUGGGGUCUGGAUAGGGGAAUAUUAAAAUCUGUUGCCUGCUGUUCGAUGGUCACGUCAUCUAAUGAGAUGAGAUGCCUGGUGUAGGGGUUAUUGUCAGGUUAGGGAUUGUUUUGUGUACGUGUGUGCGUGCGUGCGUUCAUGCACCCCCUCCACAUCUUCUCAGGGAAAUCAUAGAUUACUAUCUCGGUCCCAGUGGUGGAAAGUGUUGAUUUUCAUCUGUGAUUACAUUUUUGGGGGGAUAAACUUUGAUUCAAUUUGUCCAUUUACCCACCUUCCUGCCUGUCCGGAAGUGUCCGCUCUUCCUGCGAACGCUUGAAGGAUGACACGGGAACUGCAGUGUGCAUGUCCGUUUAAUUAUAAAUGUCUGCAUUUCUGUACCCGAACACUCAGAUUUCGUCAUUGAAAGGUAAUUUCGGACUCUUAAUGGUCAAGAGUGGAAUUGCAGCAACAAACACCCUCAAACCACAACACUGUUUAUCCCUCCCCCUUCUCUGUGAAAACGCUGAUGUUGAAAUGCCAUUGGCUGUGAAUUUUCUACCAAUGAGCUUGAAUUAUUGUUGAAUGAAUGUUUUGGUUCAGUGUCCAUGCGUGAAGUGUAUAUUUUGAAAAUGUAAGGACUAUAAACACAGGCAGAGGGUGAGUCAACGUGUCAGUGAGCCUUUUACAAUGAUAGGGAUUUACAAUGCUCUUGUAAAAAUGUUUUAACACAAAAAUAUUACCCUUAAUAUUUUGCUUUUUGUAUCUGUUGUUGAACAUUACCCUGAUUGCAUCCUCUGAGGUGCUGGCUCCUGAUUGGAUGAGUGUCGCCCGGAGAGUGAGGUCAUUGAUCACUGAAGUUGACUCCUCGACUUACUAUAAAGGCCCUAUAUUAAUAGAUAUGUCAUUGAUUAAACCUUGUUCCUGCUCCGA